UGUGACAGAACAGAAAUUAAUAGAACUUUCCAAUCGGUCGAUUCUUUGUUCAUUUUGGUGAAUUGUGCGAAAAUUGCUCCCAUCCAUUGCAUUGCAUCGUUUCUUAUUUGUUUAGUAGUGUAUCCUUCAAGUUUAUAAUGUUUUCAGAAGUUCGUAAUGUAAAACUAUAAACAGAAUCGUCUCAUAAAACUGUCGACACGACGUGAUCUGUAGUGAAAAAAGAAAUGAGUAAAAUGGUGCCAUAGAACGUGUAAUUUUUCUACACCAUAAGAAGAAAAUCAUUAUCCAGUCAAAAUGGCGACGAAACCAGAAAAAUUACCAGUGACUGACACUAAUACAGAUUCCCUCUUAGAAAUUUGUAUUGAGACCAUUGCGCGUAAUCUCGACGCAAUUUCGAUAACAGAUCCUGUCACCCUGUUGCGCAGACUUAAAAAUGAUAUAAUUCUACCUGUGGAACUCUGUGAAAAGUUUAUUGACAUUUUUCAAAGAAAACACAUUAUUGAUGACAAAGUCGCGAAUAUAUUUCGUGAUACUGAGCGCACGAAAAUCAAUAAUUUGAAGCUGCGGAAUUCGGCGGUGACCGUUGAUGGUCUUGCCUGCUUUAUGGUUCAUAAACCAAAGACAGUGGAAUUAACUCAUUGUGUGGAUUUGACACAGGUGGCCAUCAAUGUGAUCAAUGAGCAUAGUGAGAACCUAGUAUCUCUGAAAUUUGGACCACUGAGUUAUACCAUUUCACAGAACAAACUUUACCAAAAAGAGUACAUCCUGUCUAUACCACAACUGAAGAAGUUGUCCAUUCAAUGCCGGAAGGCAACUGUCUUCCCAAUACUCCUCACUCAGCCUCUGUACUGCUUGAGGCAUUUGGAACUAUCAGAAUUGACACAAUCUAAUUACCUGACCGCUUUGCAAGGCCUUGAGACCUUGGAGUCACUGGUACUUUAUAAUGUACGAAUUGAGACAGGACUUGUAGAGUGGAUUUGUACCUUGCAUUCAUUAAAGCAUCUGGAUUUGUCUCAAUCAAAUGAGCGGCUGGGUGUAUUUCCUAAUCCUAAUUUAACACUGUCAAGGAUGAUGCAUUGCUUGCCGCAUCUGAUGUCUCUGGACAUUUCGGGCACCAAUUUAGCUGGUACUGGAGCAGCACCACCCCCUGAUGAGGAAGUGGGGGAACCUGAAGUGCCUGCUGUCCCUGUGAGGUGUGAUAUCCCUGGCCUAGUCAGUCGAGUGAACAAACCUCUGCACUUCCUUGGUCUUUAUGGAACCCAUAAUGGGGCCUGUAGGUGGCAUGAUAUUCCAGCUAAAGUGAUUACUGGUGAUACCAAUGAGGAGCAAAUCCUGACAUCAGCGAAGGUUUACAUGGGCAGAACUGCAAUGCUUGCUCAUGUCCUCAAUGAUCUUUAUUAUCUGUUCCGUUACGACCAGUGUGAAUCGGUACAACGUUCUCUUGCAAUUGUAUUGGAGGCAAUGAAAAGACAUAUCCCUGAGAAACAUAUUCAAAUAUCUGGAAGUGCUACUCUAUUCUACAUUGUAAAGGGUAAAGAAAAAGACAAGCUGGGAAAAAAAUUGAAGCACGACAUUCUGAAAGCUUUGCUUGAUGCAAUGGAGGAACAUAGGAAGGAUGAAACCGUCAUGAGAAAUGGCUGUAUCACCAUUUGCCAAUUCAAGAUUCCGUCAGAUGUGUUGUGUGAGUAUGAACGUCUAGUUCAGAUGCUGCUCAGUUGCGUGCCAUAUCAGAGCCAGGAGGGAUUCGUUCAGCGCGUCUCUAUCUACCUGCUUAACUCUCUAGCGUGCCAGGUCGACGGCAAUCGAAAGUUAUUCUUGGGGAGAAGUGGACUCAUUGAGAAAAUGAUGCGUCUGAUAUCGACACGUCUCGAUUGUGGUGUUUGCGACGACGUGCUUGAGGUCGCUUGGUCCACUCUGUGGAAUGUGACAGACGAAACUCCGGCCAACAGUAGCCGCUUCCUCGAAUGCCUCGGAAUGGAGUUAUUCAUCACAUGUCUAGCGGUAAAUGCAUUUCCUCUAAAAGAGGAAUUGCUCCGCAACAUGAUGGGCUUGCUGGGUAAUGUGGCCGAGGUGGCUGAACUGAGACCUCAGCUUGUGGACAGUAACUUUCUUGUACUCUUCUACAACCUUCUAGACUCAUCCAGCGAUGGAAUCGAGGUAAGCUACAAUGCGGCUGGGGUCCUGGCCCACAUAGCUUCUGAUGGGGAAGAAGCCUGGGUGGUGUCCAACCCGCCCAGAUCUGCCGUCCUCGCACGCCUGGCCAUGGCUGUACAGACCUGGAAUCUUCAUGAUGAGAGGAAUAUCAAUUAUCGAUCAUUCAAACCUAUCCUGGGUCUGCUCAGUGUAUAUCAUACACCGCAAUGCCAACAUUGGGCAGUGUGGGCUCUUGCUAACUUGACCACUGUAUACCCACAAAAAUACUGCAAGUUGGUGAUUGCUGAAGAUGGUAUUGCACUCCUUAAAGAUAUAUUAAAAGAUCCAAGGCCGUACACUGUGAUCAAAGAUCUUGCAAACAUGGUCAUCGACAACUGUGCGCGCUAUGCUGCUCAGGACAGUAACAACCCGGUCCCGGAUCCUGUGUCCUAUGACAACUAGCUAUUGGAGUUCUUUGGAGAGUUUGACCCAGAGUUACGUGAAUAGCAGAGGGUUUUAUUCCUCAGAUGCGUAGCAAUCUGGGCAGGAAGCGUCAUAGUGGGUCUCAUUUCUGUUAUCACCUAUGCCUUAACCCACUAGGCACAUAACACGGUCGGCCUGCAAUGAACCAUCACUGGAUGUACAGCAAAUUGGGAUUGCAGUAUAUGGAUAUGAUAGUGUUGUGUUUGAAGUUAUUGUGUUGUGCAGUGCCGUCGUAUUUGACGCGAUCAAUCUCUCCGGACUCAAUGAGUGAGUAUUACAAACAAUUUCAGAGCGUAAAUUUAAAAAUGAACGUUGGUAACUACCAGUUAGAUUAACCUCACAACUUAGUAUAUAAUGUGUUUAAUCUUAAUAUCUUAACACUCUUACCAUGAGUUUACACUACAGAUACAUUCACAUGUAAACAUGUUGUGAUGUAUCAUAAAUAACAUGUUUUAUUGUAAAAGUUACAGCUAGUUAACUCAUGUUUGUCUUGUAGUUUCGUUUCAGUAUUCUUCCGAAAAAUGUAUUUUCAAAUAAUAUUUAAUCAUGAAAUGAUUUCAAUCUUAUAUCCAAUAUUUUUUUGUUCAAAAUAGAAUAAAACUUGAUAUUUGUUACAAUAUUACUAUAAGAUCUGUAUUUCAAAUAAAUGUAUAUUGAUGUUAGUUAAACUAAGUUUAAGAAUGAAUAGUUCACAAUCACUAUGGUGAUGUAAUUGAUUGUAAAGAGGUGUUUCAAUUUAAUGUUGAAGUAGUAUACCUUGUGACUGCACCUCUACUUUAGUAUAUGUUUAAAUCUAUAACACCCUGUAUACUAGUCUCACAAAUUAAAUAAAAUUUCAUAAAUUUCUAAUCCUUAUAAUCAUUUAAGUAAAUUUAACGUAGAUUUAUAAAUAAAGUAAUUAACAAAACCAUGAUGAUGUUAGUUUAUAUUACUAUGAUAAUGACAAGAAAUCAAGUAUUGAUAAAAUAUAUAUAAUAUGGAAGUUUUGACAUUAUGUGUGUUUAGAUAUAUAAACAUGUAGCAGUUAUCUAAAUAUACAAAACAUAUAUCACAACUAAAUAGUUUACUUAUGAUGACCUUUAAGACGGCAUUAUGAUAGUGCAUGGAUAGGUUCGCCCAGAUCGCUGGGAAGAAUGGUGUGCCACUGGUCUGCUAAUUAAAGUCACACAUAACCUUGUUAUACUCCCUUCCUCCAAGGGAUGAUAAAAACAGUGGGCGCCAUCUAUAGAUAUAUAUAUACCUAGUUAGUCACUGACCAUUGGAAAAACUAAACAUAUUUAGAAAGAGAUCCUAGUGUUUUAACAAAGCUGAUUAUUAUUGUACUUAAAUGCUUAAAAUUAUAUUAAAUUAAUAAUCAUAGUUAUAAAAAUAUGGGUGUUUCUUCAUAAAAGGAACAAUCCUUUAUAAAAGUUUGUCUUUUUGCUUAUUAUAAUAAAUUACAGAUGUAAAAAUAUUAUUGGAAAAAAAAAUUAUAAAAGGAUGAAAAAAAAUUAAAUCUUGCUUCAUAUUAAAUUUAAAAAGUUAAAAUAGUCUUUGUACAUAGAUAAUUAGCUUUGAUUGUGUCUUUAGUAUGUCUAAGCCAUGAUAAAGAAUUGAUUGUGAACUUACCUGGACCCUCAUAACUUGACAACAUGUCAACUUUGCUCAUGAUUUAGGUCAUACUUCCCUACUACCACCCACAGGAUCUCUCUCCCCGUUGAAUACUUGACAUGUAUUAAAUAAAAUAUUUAAUGUUUAGAAUAUUUGACACUUACAUUAAGAUAAAUGUUUAAUCUACUGUUUGUUGUAAAAGAGAUGGCUGCGUUCGGGGUUUGUGUAACAUGCAAAUGUUCUAUGAGGGAUUAGUAUGUUAAGUCUUGUGUAUAUAUUUGAUAUUAUGUAUUUCAAGUUCCAUUCACUAAUGUUUCAAUGUUAGUGUUUCAUUCUGGAUCUUUAUCAAUGUCUAUUUAUCCCUUCUGUAAAUAUAUAGCUGUAUAAUAGCUUUAAAUAUUAAGAAGAUGUUAUAAUCAUUUACUAUAUUAUCUUACAGCACUAUUAAUCUAACAGUAAAUUAUUUAGUCUACAUAUAAUAAUCCUCUGGUGAAUUAUUUACAUUUUUUUUUCAGAUUUAACAUUUUAUGUUAUAGGAUGUACCUAACGCUUUUGUCCAUAUUUCAAACGAUUUGAUUCACUGAAUAAAUUUAAUAUUGUCUUUAAAUUGUUCUUAUUAUUGCAAUAUUAAACUUUGAUGCAAAAGUUGUAUAUGUUUUCAUUUUGCUUACAACAAAUUGCAUUGGAUGUUGUAAAAGAAUAGUUGUACCUAAGUAGACGUAGCUUUUUAAAAUAUAAUAAAUUAUUAUAUUGGUGUAUUUCAAUUAAAAUUUCCUUGUUCUAAACGUUCCUUACAUGGAAUAGAUGGCCAUUAGUUGUUUGUAGUAUCUUGCUAAUGAAAUCCUGUUUCUAUCGCGUAGGCUGCAGCUUUAAAAAUAUAUUUAAGUAUAUCUUAAACAUGUUUAAAAUUAUUUCUCAACUUUUUUCAUGAUUUAAACAUAUUU
This is a messenger RNA of Papilio xuthus (Asian swallowtail), 5150 nucleotides long. RefSeq names its product protein zer-1 homolog. The transcript has 8 exons. Lineage: Eukaryota; Metazoa; Arthropoda; Insecta; Lepidoptera; Papilionidae. The coding region runs from base 295 to 2595 and encodes 766 amino acids. The record is from RefSeq and is a predicted model, not a curated record. Gene Ontology annotation, cellular component: Cul2-RING ubiquitin ligase complex.